Molecule: messenger RNA, 1864 nt
Organism: Benincasa hispida (wax gourd)
Lineage: Eukaryota; Viridiplantae; Streptophyta; Magnoliopsida; Cucurbitales; Cucurbitaceae
Product: low-temperature-induced protein
Biological process (GO): response to abscisic acid
Source: RefSeq, a predicted model, not a curated record
CCUCUUCAACUUUAUAUAUACACACAUGCUUUCAUUGAGGAACAAUUAAAUAGAAACAAAAGAAAGAGACUCAACAAAUCAUCAUGUCUCAGUUCAAUCACAUGCAAGCAUAUGGUGGCAAUGCCAGCCCAACCAUGGAACAACUUCUUCGAGAAGGGGAUGCUUCGAGAUGGUCUCCAACACACGCAUCCCCAGUGCUCGUAAAGGACCACGACCCCGAAGAGAAUACCAAUCACCAUCAAAAGAAAUCGGUUUUCACCAAGGUGAAGGAAAAAGCAAAGAAACUGAGAUACUCUCUCAGCAACAAGAAGAGGCACGGUGAAGACGAGAACACUACGCCGUCGUGGGGUUAUAAUUUGGAUGAGGAUGAAGAUGAGGAGGAUGAUAUCGAUGCUGAAUAUCUUGGAGCCCCAAUGUAUGAAUCAGAGCUCGCGCCGGAGGACUGCAAAGAGAAUGCUAGGCAGCAUCCUCGAGCAGAUCCUGUGAUUGCUGAGAAUCAUGUCUUGGCAAAUACCAUAAAGCUUGCAUCUGGACAAGACGAAAAACCUUUCAACUCUACAGAGACGUCAUCUCAUAUGAUCGUCGGGUCGUCUCGUGGCAAUAGCAAGACAUCAACUGAAAUUACAACUGCAAAUAGCACCAUGAAGAAAAUACAAGAAAAUGAGAUUGCUAAGCCUUCUAGUCCAAGCAAGACACUAACUGAAGCUGUGACUGAGAAGUUGGCACCAGUUUAUUCCACUGUUACUGAUGCUACUCAUGCUAUUGCUUCAAAGAUUCAGAGCCUCACCGUCUCAGCUCCGUCCAACUCAUCAACUCGUUCUUCACCAUCAACUCCAAGAAAAGCUUCUUCCCCAACAAUUCAGAAGACAAGUUCUGACCCAACAGCUACACAAGCACCAAAGCUUGGUAAAGGAACUGAGCAGAUAUGGGAUAAAGGAGUUUCAGUAAAGGAGUACUUGAUGCACAAGUUUGAGCCAGGUGAAGAUGAGAGAGCACUUUCUCAGGUGUUGUCCGAUGCACUGAGUCCAAGAACAAAGCCUGGUGUAGGUGUGGUAGAGAAGAUGAGAGAAGCAGUCAAUUCUAUGUUGCGGGCUGGGGAGGUACAACAGCCAAAGGCUACACAUUUGAGUGCAAAAUCUUCGUCACAGGUUGAAGUGGCACCACAACCAGUGGCUGCACACUUGGUUCCGAAAUCUUCAUCAAGGGCUGAGAAGGCACCAGAGCCAGUGGCUGCAAAAUCAUUGGUGCGAGCUGAAGUGACACCACAACCAAUGGCUACUCAUUUGGCUGCAAAACCUUCAUCCUCGGUGGAGAAGGCACCACAGCCAGUGGCUGCAAAAUCUUCGUCACAUGCCGAGGUGGCACCACAAGCAAUUCUGGCAGUACAUUUGGCUGCAAAACCUUCAUCACAGGCCAAGGCAGCACCACAGGCAGUUCUGGCUACACAUUUUACUGCAAAACCUUCAUUACCAACGGAGGCGACACCACAACCAAUGGUUGCACAUUUAGCUCCAAAAUCUUCAACGAGCGCGCCAAUCUUUACCACCACUCAUAGAGUGGCUGAGGAAGAAAACCUUGAAAGAAUACUCCAAGCAAAUUAACGGAUAUAUGCAGCACAUCAGAAGUUCUAGACACAGACACCAAACAACAAAACAAUAAACAAUUUACAACUAUAGUUCCCUUCAUUUGUUUGAUUGAGUUCAGUUGUAUUGUACCAAUAAAAUACUUCUGCAGUAUUGUCUAUUUCAGAUUGACGUGAAGAAUGCAAGGGAUGCUUGUGUUCAAAUCUUAAUUUUCCUCAUACGUUUAGAAAUGUACUCUUACGGGUUUAUUUUGAACAUUUAAUAAGGAAUGUUUGUUUCUA